AUGAGGCUGCGGCCUUUGUUUUCCUCCCAAUUGCGUAUCCCUUUCUCCCGAACCGUGCAGAGAGAGGUCGGUAGCAGGCUAUCGAUCUGGCGACUCGCGACUCCAAGUCGAAACUCAUCGUCCUCGGCUGCCACAUCGCAUGCGAGAAAUACUAUGCGACGAGUACCCCCGGAACGUAUCCUGGUCUACCAUGCUGGGACCAAGAGAAUAAAUUUCAUCGGAGCCAUGCGGAUCACGACAAUCUUGCUAUUUGGAACAACUUGUGUGCUUAUUGCCCCAGCCAUGGAUGCUAAGGGUGAAGAGAGGUGGAAAACUGGCACUAUCAUCGCUGGCAGUGCCAUUCCCAUGUUGUUCGUUGCCUUCGUCGCCGCUCCUUAUGUGAACUUCAUACACCUCAGCCUUCCGGUAUUUGCUCGACAAUCGCGGGAACAUGCCCUCCAAUAUGCACUAAAUCCUCCCCCGACGGCAACCCUCUGGAUCAAUACCAUGAAAUUCUCGGCUGGCCCGCGCCUCACGAAGGUGCGAUUGGCGGACCUGGGCCCUCACAAGUCUGGCUUCCCACCAGUGAAUUUUUCGCUCCGCUUUCAAAGACAGCCCGCUACUACCAUCAACAGCAUCUUUGAUCAGACUAAGUUCUUCGCUGAGCCGCAGUGUCCGCCAGGACCACCCGCAAGGGCCUUUUACCCCCAGGCCUGGGAGACCAUGUUCAAGAAUAUCCAGAGUCAACGCCCGGGGUACCGGAAAAACGUAAAGUCAGAAAUAUGA
Aspergillus steynii IBT 23096 is the source of this 765-nucleotide messenger RNA. RefSeq lists its product as uncharacterized. The record is from RefSeq and is a predicted model, not a curated record. NCBI's taxonomy places the organism in Eukaryota, Fungi, Ascomycota, Eurotiomycetes, Eurotiales, Aspergillaceae. The transcript has 3 exons. The coding region runs from base 1 to 765 and encodes 254 amino acids.